AUGAUAGAUCACCAGGAAGGCUUCAGGUUGCUUCUCAAUUCGUCAAAAUCUUCAUCUUCUGGAGGAAAUGUAAAACAGUCCAAGGCCUACAACCGUGGGUCCCUGUUGGCGUCUAGCUCUUCGAGUACAAAACCUGCAGAAUCGGUACAAGCUGACUUCAAGCCUCGCAAGAUCAAGAAGGCUGUUGAUUCUAAAUAUCGAGACCGAGCCGCGGAGCGUCGAGGAGGAGCGAAUGAAUAUGCAGAAGUCGAGGGCCUCCUCGAAAAGUUCGAGAAGCGUAUGGAGGGCGAGAAAAAAGAGAUAGUUGAGGAACAAAGAAAAUAUUUGGGUGGAGAUGCGACACAUACUGUUCUUGUCAAAGGCCUCGAUUUUGCACUCCUCGAACAACAACGUGCCCGAGAAGAGUCACGAGAAGAUUUAGACGACGACCUUGAAUCCGCGUUCCAAGGGAAACCUGUUGGACCGUCUUCAACGGAAGAGCCUUCCGCCGCCACGCAAACCCAAGGCAAAAAGCGGACCAGGGCGGAACUUCUGGCCGAAUUACGUCAAUCCCGCGAGGCCACUACAGACCAAGGUGUAAAAACAUCAACGAAGGAGGAAGAAAUCGAGGCUCUCGAACGGGCAAAGCAAGCGGGCAAAUUCAAACCUAUGGGAUCGAGUUCAUUCGCGCCGGUUGAGAAGAAGAAGAAAAAGAAAAAGAAGGCCGCUCCGGAGCAGGGACAAUCUCAAGCGAAAGAAACAAAAGCCAGCCCUCCAGAUGCCAAUGAGAGCGUCAUGCCUACUUCGGACACCUCAAGUCAGAAACCGACAACCGCCGCACCUGAUAAGGCUGUAGACCUUGCCCAAGACGUGCAACCAAAGCCACAAUCAAGUCCCGCCGCCCAUACCCCUGCGCCUACAUUGGCCCCACCCGCUCCGGCGGAAGACAUUGAGGAUGCUGAUCCCUUCGGCGACGUAGGCGAUUAUGAACCCGACUACGGCGACGAUAGUGAUACCGAAGCCAAACCCAAAGAUACCCCACAGCCGUCAGCUACCUCUGGCCGGCGCAAUUGGUUCAAUGACCCUGAGCCUGAUCCCGAACCAGCCAGACCUCCCACCCCACCACCCAAGGGUCCAGAAGUAAGCGAACCCGAGCCAGGACCUUCCAGGCCUGGCCGACUGGAAGGCUUAAUGUCCUCCGCCAUGCCAUCGAUCUCAGAUUUCCUUGCUGCAGAUAAAGAAGAGGAGGCCAGAGAGAAAAAGAAAGCUAGAAAGGAGAAAAAUAAGAAAAAGGCGGCAUAG
Molecule: messenger RNA, 1281 nt
Organism: Rhizoctonia solani
Lineage: Eukaryota; Fungi; Basidiomycota; Agaricomycetes; Cantharellales; Ceratobasidiaceae
Exons: 5
Coding region: 1-1281 (426 amino acids)
Biological process (GO): mRNA splicing, via spliceosome
Cellular component (GO): nucleus
Source: RefSeq, a predicted model, not a curated record